AUGGCCGAAAAGUAUCUCGACAUCAAGAAAUUGGCAGGCAAGUUUAGAGUCAACAACCUCAACGAACACUAUGAAAUCUUGGGAGAGUCUGCUGAGACCGUCGACACAGUCAUCGACAACUUCGUCACCAAGAGGCUCAACGACAUGCAGGGCCUCUUCGUCUCCAUCCACUACACCGAUCUCAAGACUUUCACCAACUCGUCAGGCCACCUGCGAGUCGUCCUCAACGCAAACCACAAAAAUCCUGACCAGUUCCUGCCCGCCUUGGAGGUUGUACUCUACAUCGCCGAUAAAGUAGCAGGACUGAAGCUGACAGCCAACGCCAAGGCCAGAGCUCUGAAGGCGAGAGAGGCCUACAACCAGCUGAAGGAGAAGGAAGAGCUGGAGAAGCACAACGAGGAGCUGAGGAAGAAGAAGGAGGAGAAGCUAAGGCAGGAGGACGCCUGGAUCCGCAGCCUUCCUCCCGAGAAGCAGAAGAGGGAGGAGGAGAAGAGGAAGAAGAAGGAGCUUAAUAAGAUGAUGAAGGGAAAAGUGCUUAAAAUGUGA
Messenger RNA from Nymphaea colorata (pocket water lily), 546 nucleotides. RefSeq lists its product as uncharacterized. The transcript has a single exon. Gene Ontology annotation, biological process: endoplasmic reticulum calcium ion homeostasis. Bases 1 to 546 code for a protein of 181 amino acids. NCBI's taxonomy places the organism in Eukaryota, Viridiplantae, Streptophyta, Magnoliopsida, Nymphaeales, Nymphaeaceae. The record is from RefSeq and is a predicted model, not a curated record. Gene Ontology annotation, molecular function: calcium ion binding. Gene Ontology annotation, cellular component: endoplasmic reticulum.